AUGGCAUCUCAGGUUCAUGAUAUCGGUCGCGAUCAGGAAGACCUGAACGCGAAUGAGAAGUAUGUCGACGAGAAGCAUGGAGCAGCCCACAUCGAUCUGGCAAACAGCGCUUCAGCAAAAAUCCGGAACCCUCUCGCGCAUCUCAGUAAUGAAGAGGUCGUUAGUGACGUGAAAGAAUUUGCAAAUUCCAGUGGCUUGGGAGAAUUGACACCGACAUUGGUGAAAGGUGCGCUGGUCGCGAAAGACCCUCCGGCCUUCGAGACAGUCCCUGGCCUCACUGAGGAUGAGAAGGAGGCCAUCAGAAAUGAAGUGCUGCACAAAUGGAGGCAGCCGACGGCUCUCUACUUCACCAUCAUCCUGUGCUCUAUUGGUGCCGCCGUGCAAGGUUGGGAUCAAACCGGUUCCAACGGGGCCAAUCUUUCGUUUCCCGAUGCUCUAGGCAUUCCCGUCUCUAAGACCCUGGCGGAUGGCUCGCCAAAUCCGAAUGCUUCUCGCAACCAGUGGUAUCAGGGAUUGAUCAAUGCUGGUCCUUACAUUGCUUCUGCUUUCAUCGGUUGUUGGUGCUCGGAUCCGCUGAACAACUAUUUCGGUCGACGUGGAACAAUCUUCGUGUCUGCAAUCUUCUGCCUGUUGUCUCCCAUUGGCAGUGCUGUUGCCCAAACCUGGGAACAACUCUUGGUCACCAGACUCUUGCUUGGAAUUGGUAUGGGAUGUAAAGGGUCGACCGUGCCCAUCUUCAGCGCCGAGAACGCUCCUGCAUCAAUCCGAGGCGGGCUCGUCAUGUGUUGGCAGAUGUGGACGGCUUUCGGUAUCUUCCUGGGAACUUGUGCCAAUCUGGCUGUCAAAGACACCGGAAAGAUCUCGUGGCGUCUCCAGUUUGGUUCGGCCUUACUGCCUGCCAUUCCGCUGCUGAUUGGGAUCUACUUCUGUCCAGAAUCUCCUCGUUGGUAUAUCAAGAAAGGCAAAUACUCCAACGCCUACAGGUCCCUCAAGAAACUUCGCAACACCGAACUCCAAGCCGCCCGCGACUUGUAUUACAUCUUUGCUCAACUACGCAUGGAAGCUGCCUUGGUUGACAGGCAGACGAACUACAUCACCCGUUUCGUCCAAUUGUUCACCAUCCCCAGAGUUCGUCGUGCGACUCUGGCCUCCUUCACAGUCAUGAUUGCCCAGCAGAUGUGCGGAAUCAAUAUCAUCGCCUUCUACAGCUCCACCGUCUUCGAACAGGCCGGUGCUUCCGUCACGAACUCGCUCCUCGCCUCGUGGGGAUUUGGUCUAGUGAACUUCGUCUUCGCCUGGCCAGCCAUCUGGACAAUCGACACUUUCGGCCGUCGAUCUCUCCUCCUGUUCACCUUCCCCCAGAUGGCCUGGACACUUCUUGCUGCCGGUCUUUGCUAUCUGAUCCCCAGCAGCAGCUCGGCUCAUUUGGGUCUUGUGGCUCUCUUCAUCUACCUGUUCGCCGCCUUCUACUCUCCAGGAGAAGGUCCAGUCCCAUUCACCUACUCGGCCGAAGUGUUCCCGCUGUCCCACCGUGAAGUGGGCAUGUCCUGGGCCGUAGCCACAUGUCUCUUCUGGGCAGCCGUUCUCUCGAUCACGUUCCCCCGAAUGCUUUCGGCCAUGACUCCUACGGGCGCCUUUGCGUUCUAUGCCGGCUUGAACAUCUGCGCUUUGGUCAUGAUUUUCUUGUGGUUGCCCGAGACAAAACAACGCACUUUGGAGGAACUGGACUACAUCUUCGCCAUCCCGACCCGCACAUUCAUGAAACAUCAGGUCGGCACCGUUCUGCCCUGGUGGAUCAAGACCACUAUCUUGCGCCGCAAGAUCGGCCCUUGCCCGGCUCUCUGGUCGUUCGACGGCCAUGUUGACAACGACAAGGAAUUCGUCGAGACGAUUCGUCGCCAGAGCGUGGCUGUGGCUGAGGGCCGACGUCGGAGCAGCAUUGCUGACAAGAUUGCGAAUCGAUUCUAG
Molecule: messenger RNA, 1968 nt
Organism: Capronia coronata CBS 617.96
Lineage: Eukaryota; Fungi; Ascomycota; Eurotiomycetes; Chaetothyriales; Herpotrichiellaceae
Exons: 9
Coding region: 1-1968 (655 amino acids)
Biological process (GO): transmembrane transport
Cellular component (GO): membrane
Molecular function (GO): myo-inositol:proton symporter activity
Source: RefSeq, a predicted model, not a curated record